Elephantulus edwardii (Cape elephant shrew) is the source of this 654-nucleotide messenger RNA. RefSeq names its product zinc finger protein 556-like. Gene Ontology annotation, biological process: regulation of DNA-templated transcription. Bases 1 to 654 code for a protein of 217 amino acids. The transcript is spliced from 2 exons. The record is from RefSeq and is a predicted model, not a curated record. NCBI's taxonomy places the organism in Eukaryota, Metazoa, Chordata, Mammalia, Macroscelidea, Macroscelididae.
AUGGCACCAUUGUUUCUUAACGAUGUGGUCAUUUUCUUCAGCCAGGAAGAGUGGGAUUUGCUGAAUGUUGCUCAGAAGAAAGUCUACAGGGACGUGAUGAUGGAAAUCUUAGAAACCGUGGGCUUUAUUGGUAAAAGCCGUGAAAUUGUUAAUGACGGAGAAGCAUUAUCCCCUGAAAGUACAAAGUUGGAAUUCUUGAGGACUGUCCAUCCUUGGCAUUCCAUGUUGGCGAAAAUGUUAAAAUUGUGUGACAGAGAAGAUCAACGUAAUAUUGUAGAGGCCGACUGGAGAAGUGUAACACUAGAGGAACUGUGUGAAGGGAGUGAAGAAAAUAGCCCUGGGAAACUGUGCAUCAGAUUUCCAAAUUAUUCCUGCAACCAUGUAGACAUGAACUUGUUAAGGACUGACAUUGGUGAAAGCAGCCAUGCAUGUAAGAAAUGUGGGAAAGAUUUCUGUACUUUCUCCUCUUUUUGGAUACGUUUAGUAGAUGGACAUGAGACUACAGAAUACGGUAAUAUCUAUAGGAAUUCCUCUUUAGAUUUUCAUGAAGCAUUUAAUGAUUUAAACAAGCCUUACAAUUGUACUGGAAAUGAGAAGAGACAUGCAAGAACACACAGAGAUGGGAAACCUUAUGAAUAUAACCAGUGUGGGUAA